AUGGUGGCUCUUCAGGCGCUGUUUGACCUGCCUACUCGCCUUUUAAACGCGUUUAUUUUGCAAGAGGCCUCACAGGAUGAUAAUUUGGACGAUGAAGAAGUUGAGUUACCUACACCAGCCCUCAAAACGUCGAAGGCGACAGAUUACAACGACAUUGUCGUGGACAUCACUGAAGAACAACCUGGUGACGACCAUCGCAAAGCAAGGCGCAACCUAGCAGCCAAAAACAGGCGUAAAAAGAGACGUGCGGAGGCUAAACAAGGACCUCUCGCGUAUCAUAAUCCACGAGAGCAUCCGCGGCACAAAUCGGGCUCGAAGGCGCAAUACGUCGAUUUUAACACAGGCGACAUUCCAGUGGUUCAAACUGGAUACACCGCUUUGGAUCGGGGCCUUGGAAGCCGUCGGGUGUACAAGCUUGCUGAGUUGGUAGGGGAAAAGUCGAAGUUCAAAUUCACGUUGGUUAAGGCUCAAUCGUACGCCCACUUACUUUUAUCUUUGGAACUUGAACUGAAAAACAUGAACCUCAGGGCGUCUAUUCCAAUUAUUGACUCAGAAAAUCACAUCAUCGGCGUCAUCGCAAACCACCCGAAGGAUGAAUCCUGGGCCGAGCUUCAAAAACAAGCGGCAGAUGCUCUAGAAAGGAACAGAUCUGGCUGCCAUGUUCCUCCCAAAGAACGUACACACCGACGAGGAAAGUUCACGACACUGCGCGCUGGGGUAUCUCACGGAGGGGGCCAACGCGCACCUGGUAAUCUGAAGAAUCAGAAAGGAAAUGCGAAGAUACUUGAAGAACUCAAUAGUCUCGAGCCUUUCAAACGAUUUGCGGGCUUUGCUUCAUCUGUUAUGCAUACAUGGUUCAAGGAUCUGUACAAUUAUUACGCCUCGACGCUCGACAAGCUUCAUACCGAGUACCCACUUCUUCAGCGAAUUUUUCCUCAGAGUAUAUUCAGCGCCGUAUCUUACAACCUCGGACCAUGUACCGCAUGCUUUCCUCAUAAGGACUUUGCCAACCUCGCCUUUGGAAUGUGCGCGAUCACCGCUUUAGGAGACUUUGACCACACCAAGGGCGGUCAUUUGAUACUCUGGGAGCUCAAACUGGUCAUAGAGUUCCCGGCUGGGUGUACCAUCUUGAUUCCGUCGGCCUUGCUUACCCAUUCCAACGUACCCGUCUCAAAACAUGAACGUCGAUAUUCCUUUGCACAAUAUACUGCUGGCGGGAUUUUCAGAUGGGUGGAGAACGGCUUCAAAUCGCGAGAAGAAUAUCUGUCAACAUUGUCGAAGGCCCAACUUGAAGAGGAUGUUGAGAAGAAUACGAACAGAUGGAAAUUUGGGCUGUCAUUACUGUCGGAUGUACUGAAAAACAAUCAUAUGAACGAGGGAGUACUGUAA
Messenger RNA from Psilocybe cubensis, 1389 nucleotides. RefSeq lists its product as uncharacterized. The transcript is spliced from 2 exons. Bases 1 to 1389 code for a protein of 462 amino acids. Lineage: Eukaryota; Fungi; Basidiomycota; Agaricomycetes; Agaricales; Agrocybaceae. The record is from RefSeq and is a predicted model, not a curated record.